AAUAAACUAAGACUUAGUUUUAGCACUUGAUUUAUCAUUGCUUUAUUAUUAUUAAAUUUGUAUCAAUAAUCAUUUUUAUCGACAAGAAUUCUUAAUAAACUUUCAACUUAACGUUAAAUAUAUUACAAAUAUAAUAUGAAUGCACCACCGACCUUUGAAUCAUUUCUUUUGUACGAAGGAGAAAAAAAAAUUAUUAAAGAACAAGACACAAAAGUUCCUAAUGCUGCGAUUUUUACUGUUAAUAAAGAAGACCAUACUCUUGGAAAUAUGAUCCGCAAUCAGUUAUUAAAGGAUCCUCAAGUUUUGUUUGCUGGAUAUAAAGUUCCACACCCAUUAGAACAUAAAUUUGUGAUUAGAAUUCAAACUACAUCAGAUUACACACCACACGAAGCAUUUAUGCAUGCUAUUACAGAUUUAAUAGCAGAGCUUUCUCUAUUUGAAGAACGUUUUAAGGAAGCUAUUAAAGAAAAAAAGGAAGGAUUAGAUUGAAUUUCUUAUUCCUUUUUUAAAAUUAAUUUUAGAUAUUAAAAAAUCAUGUAAAUAAAAUAUUAAUAUGUAUAUCAUUUUUGGAUUACUACGAGACC
Apis florea (little honeybee) is the source of this 584-nucleotide messenger RNA. RefSeq names its product DNA-directed RNA polymerase II subunit RPB11 (gene Rpb11). Gene Ontology annotation, molecular function: DNA binding; protein dimerization activity. Gene Ontology annotation, biological process: transcription by RNA polymerase II. Lineage: Eukaryota; Metazoa; Arthropoda; Insecta; Hymenoptera; Apidae. Gene Ontology annotation, cellular component: RNA polymerase II, core complex. The record is from RefSeq and is a predicted model, not a curated record.